Messenger RNA from Stereum hirsutum FP-91666 SS1, 885 nucleotides. Its product is annotated as NAD-P-binding protein. The coding region runs from base 1 to 885 and encodes 294 amino acids. NCBI's taxonomy places the organism in Eukaryota, Fungi, Basidiomycota, Agaricomycetes, Russulales, Stereaceae. The record is from RefSeq and is a predicted model, not a curated record. The transcript has 8 exons.
AUGUCCUCUCAGCUCGUCUGGUUCAUAACCGGGACCUCAUCCGGCCUCGGUCGCGAACUCGCACUCGCUGCCCUCAAAAGAGGAGACAAAGUGAUCGCCACAGCUCGUGCACGGUCUAUUUCCCAGCUCGAUGACCUCAAGAAGCAUGCAGACUCAUCGAACUUGAGUGUGAUGGAGCUCGAUAUUACGGCCACGCCAGAGGUAUUGAACAGCAAGGCGAAGGAUGCGGUGGGUGUUUGGGGUAGGGUGGAUGUGUUGGUGAAUAAUGCGGGUAGCCAGCGACGCGUCUUCACGUCAUAUGUUUACCUUUUCAGCCCGGAGGAAACAUUUGCACAGUUCAAUGUCGGUCUCUUUGGAAGUAUCAACGUCUCACGUGCCUUCCUUCCCUACAUGCGUGAGCGCAAGACCGGAAAGAUCGUCUGGAUAGGAUCGCUCGCUGGAUGGCAGCCCAUGGGUAUCCUCUCGAUGUACUCGGCAGUCAAACAUGCUAUGCGAGCGGUAUCUGAAUGCUUGGAUGACGAGAUCAAACCCUUCGGUCUGAGGUCGAUCUGUCUCGAGCCGGGGCAGUUCAGGACGAAGCUCCUCGAGUCGGGGAACAGAGGGGAAUAUACUGAACGGAUCCCAGAUUACGGAGAGAAUAUGAGAGCGAUGGCGAAAGCGUUCGGAGACGUCAGCGGCAAACAAGUCGGCGAUCCCGUCAAAUUCUGCGACUUGACUAUCGAUCUCCUCAGAGGCGAGGGCGUCGCCGCAGGGAAGACGGUGAUCCCGAGGACGCUGCAGGUAGGAAGUGAUGCGUAUGCGUUUGUGAAGAGGGAUUUGGAGGAAAGGUUGAGGGUGCUGGAGGAGUGGAAGGAGGUGGUCCUUGGGACGGAUGUGGAUGCGUGA